This is a messenger RNA of Prorocentrum cordatum, 4043 nucleotides long. The record is from the annotation of a GenBank genome assembly. NCBI's taxonomy places the organism in Eukaryota, Dinophyceae, Prorocentrales, Prorocentraceae.
AUGCUGGCCCUGCUGCGCUUGGCCACUAUCGGUUCUAGCGUGACCCUCACCCUGACGGAGCACCUCGGGCUACCAGUUGUUAAGCGUCCUGAGUGGCAGCAGAACGUCUCACAUGUGCUCGAAGUCGAUGGCGUAGAGCACCCCGAAACCAAAACGGCCAUAGUCACGUUUGCGGGCAAGAGGGAUUUGUCGUACAUCGACGGUGCAGUCAUGCUCGGAUUGUCUAUCCAGAAGUACGUGCCUGGUUACCCCAUGGUUGCCCUGGUUAUCCAGGACAUGAAGCUGGCUUACCAGCAUCUCCUCGAAAAUGCUGGCUGGACAUUGGUUAUCGUGCCGAAUUGGGACUAUGAGUAUUGCGGAGUGGACUGCGACACAACAUUCUUGGGACGUUGGCACGACAGCUUUGAGAAGAUAAAUACAUUCCGACUGCCUUUCCGUCGCGUGCUUUUCUUGGAUUCUGACACGUACGUUUUCAGCAGUAGGCUUACGGAGAUGAUCACAGCAGAGUUGCCCGAUGGCCACAUCGCAAUGGCCAAGGAUGGUUGUAAAAGCGAGUACAAUAGCGGGGUGAUGUUUUACCAGCCAGACCUUGAGGUGUUCAAGGAUAUGUUGGUCAUGGUCUCCAAUCGUAAGCGGGAGAAGAUCCUCGACCAGGAACUGAUCAAUUCGGCCUAUGAGAAUAAGGUGGUCGAGUUCCCCCGCGAGUUCAAUUGCGUUGACACCAUGGGCGUCCAGCCCGGUCAGAAGAAGGCCUGCGACUUCCACUGCAGCGCCAGCGUCGUCGUCGCCCAUUUCACGGGGCACCCGAAGCCCACCUCCGCGAAGCGGAGGGAAGCGAGAGCCUGGGAGGACCUGCAGCACGCGCUCAAGAAGACCGGGCUCUGCUGCCACGGGGAGACGGGCCACAAGGAGUCCUGCAGGGAGUGCCCCGCCCUUCUGACGGUCUCGGGCUCCAGGAGCCUCGGGAACCCCUCACAGGACAUCGACGGAACGUACGUGAAGACGAACAUCCGGCCGGUCCAGUUCAACGGUGGCAAGCCCAUCUAUGCCAUACCGAAGAGGGUGAAGGAGGGCAGGCCAAUGUACCUGUACUACUCCCAGAAGAACGUGAUGUGGUUCAUCGGCCGCAGGUACGACUCCAACAUGUUCACGGAUUUCGUUGCCUACGCCGGCAAGGAGGCGCAGUGCCCAAGGGACGCGGGGGCGUGGCAGUUCCAGCUCAAUGGCCAGAUGAGGCCCCAUGCCAUCGCUACCCGUGCUGCGCCCAAGCCUCCCGACGCUCCUAGCGACACGGACCGCAUCGUGUGGAACAUCGAGACUCACGAGUGGGAGCGCGAGGAGGCGGCACAGACGGGGCAGAGUUCCUUCGAAGAAGACGAGGACUCCUCCAAUGCCAAGGACGAGGACAAGGAGGCUGCCGAAGAGGCGGAGAAAAAGAGGACUCGCCUCGUAGCGGAGGCGGCCCAGGCGAACCGAUUCGAGGAGGAGAGAAAGAGUAAGGAGGAGGAGCGCAAGACUGCCGAGGAUGCAGAGAACACUCGCCUCACAGAGGAGGCGGCUGCGGCGAACCGACUCGGGGAUGAGAGGGUGACGUAUGAGGCGGUUGAGCGCAAGGCUGCCGAGGCGGCCGAGAAGAAGCGCCUCGCAGAUCAGGCGGCCGAGGCAGUUGAGUGGCUCGAUGCGGCGAGAAAGCAGAAACAGGAGGAUGAGCGCCAGGCUGCCGAGGCGGCCGAGAAGCUGUCCUCCCAGGGCAAGGUCUCCGAGCUGUCACGGCCAGCCACCGCCCCAGCUCUGGCACCCGCGAGAGCCGCCAUGGCGGCCAUGUUCGAGCGCCUCGGUGAGUCGCCGCGGCCGUCGGAGGAGCUGGACGAGACCGCCGCGGAGGGCGACGCAGACCCAGAGGCCCGCGGGGGCGGGCUGGGGCUGCUCGUGGGCCGCGCAGCGCCGCCUCGCCGGUGCCAAGGAGCGCCCAAGAGUGUGGCUUGUACGGCUGGUAUCUUGUGCAUGGCCCUGGUCGCGAUCAUGCUCAUGCGCAAGCCUUUUCUGGCGGAGAUUGUGGGCGUCGCGUCCAUAAGCAGGGCCACUUCGAUGGCCGCAGGCACCGGCGCUGGUAAUUCCACUGCAGGCAGCGGCGUCGGCGUGGGCAAUUCCAUUAUUGCCGAGAACACAGGUUGCAUCAACUGGCAUUCGUCCUCUCUGGAGGUAGAGUUUCUGUCAGAUGCAGAUUCGUGCGUGGACCUGUGCCGCAAAACUCCAGGAUGCCUCGCCGCGAACUACCAGAUCGAUAAGUGUGACGGACAUCGCCGGGAGGAGUGGUCAGGCGUCGGGGCAUGUUACCUCAUGAACGAGCAGUGCAUCGAGGGGCCGAACGACUGCUGGAACGUGUACACUUUACAGUCGAACGACGUGCAGUCAAACCAUUUUGGGUCGCUCAUCACCCGGGGCGCGGGAUGCUCGAACAUCGAGGAUAUCAGUAGGGAUGGGCCAGUCACGGAGUUCAGCUAUUACGCGUGCCAGAACAAUUGCGAGAAGGACCCCGAUUGCGUCGGCGUUCUGCUGAAGGCCCCAGGGUGCGUGGCCGACAAGAACGAGAAGGCCGACGACGAGGGGCAGGUGUGCCAGUUGCUGUACGGUGUUUGCGAGGAGGAUACGAGCCCAGACUUCGCCUGCUGGGACGUGACCUACCAGGCGGAGGAAACGGGGUCAUCGAAGAGGCGCUCCCCGAGCGGUUCGAGCGCCGCAAGCAGCACGAGCGCCGCAACCAGUACGAGCACCGCGACGACAGCCGUUUCGACCACAGUAGUUACGACCACAGUCGAUCCGAGCGCGAGCACAGGCGGUUCCCAACCCGCAGGCGGUCAGGACGCUGCAAGUGACAUGAAAUACUUGUUCUUCCUCCAGCAGGAUGCUGAAGGAGGUGCCACUUACCUUCAAGUGACAAACCCCGAAUGCUUCAAGGUUGGCGACACGAUCGAACUCUUCCACGAGGACAACGACUUCGCCCACAAGUAUACGAUUGCGGGGGUUGGCUCACGGCUCCUAAUCUCUCCGCCGCUCACGCACGAGUACUCGAAGGGCACAUCGGUGCUCAGAAUCCACUAUCAACUUCGUGUCGCAUUGUGGUAAUUUUCCUUUGAACUGAGGCGCCCGCCCGCAUGGGAAACCGAUCGACGUAGGCCGAGACAAGGGGCUCGGAACUUUUGCCUCAUGGCAUGACCUUUGUGGUGUAGCUUCCAAAGUGCGGGAGCAGGGAUGCUGCUAUAUUUUGACUAUUUUGCUCUGACGAGCGUCCUGGGAAGGCCUUCUCCCAUGAGCGUGGGGCGAGGGGGAGAGAGGAGUGGUGGGCAGCGGGCGACUGCGCUCGGGAGCCUCUGCCCGCGCUCCGCUCCCGGGGAGGCCUCCGGCCGCCGCGAAAGGCUCGCGGCCCGAGUUGUAUGGUAGGCCCAACUCGGCCGAGCCGCGCACUGCUCUGCAGGGAGGGCGCCUGCUGUGACGAACGCUCAAGGCUCGAGGCGAUUGUAUAGUGAAUUUGCUCGGUUAUUGCAUGCUCCAUGCCGAUGGCCGGAGCAGGCGUGUCUAUGUGCAUGUGAUUGCCAGUGUUUGUGGGCCGUCCCUCAUGCUUGGGCCCUUGGGGCCGCUCCAGUCCCGCGCCGUCAUUGCCGUAGGCCCUGACUACUUUGUUUUGUGUUCUCCACGUCUUGCUCUCCUUCUCAGCCUCCUCCUCCUCAACCGCUUGUGCUCGCGAGGGAGGGUUCCUGUGCGAGUGCCGUCCGCCCUGGCCAGUCUGCGCACGCGAGUCUCUUUGGCUGACGCAGUUGACUCUCCUCUCCUCGCCUUUCUCCUGCCCAGCCCGAGCCCGGAGCGAUCGUGCUUUUGCUUAUGCUACGCUCGGCGUUGCGAUCGGCCGCCGUUCCGUUUCUUAUACAAGCGGUUGACCCCGCUAAGGUUUCGCACGCAAUGCAUGUUGUCGAUUCUUGCUGGCGCUGCGAGUGGUUGUGAGAAUUCUGUCCGAAUCGUUCCCUUCAGCUUUCCUCUUUUUUCUC